AUGACCACUCCUCUUUGCGACAGAAGAGAUUUUAUUCCUCUUUCGCGCCACAAAAUGAAUCCACGUGUCAUUUUAGCUUCUCUUCAUUUGUUUGCCACCAUUGGUUUUAUUCCAGUCUGUUUGUGUGCCCAGGGGAGAUAUGCAUUCAAGCUGCUAAAUGAUUUAUUUGUGAAUUACACCAAUGCAUUGAGGCCUGUGGAGGACACGGACAACAUAAUUAACGUCACCUUGCAGAUCACUCUUUCCCAGAUCAUUGACAUGGAUGAAAGAAACCAGAUCCUCACAACAUACUUGUGGAUUCGUCAGGUGUGGUUUGAUGCCUACCUCACCUGGAAUAAGACAGACUACGAUGGGCUUGAUACCAUCCGUAUACCUAGUAGUUAUGUAUGGAGACCCGAUAUUGUCCUAUAUAACAAUGCAGAUGACCAGUUCUCCAGCUCUAUGGAGACUAAUGUGGUGAUCCGCCAUGAUGGCCAGAUUAUGUGGGACCAGCCUGCAAUUACCAAGAGCUCCUGCAAAGUAGAUGUGUCUUACUUCCCUUUUGAUGCACAGCAGUGCCGCCUCACCUUUGGCUCCUGGACCCACAACGGCAACCAGAUGGAUAUUCAUAAUGCUCUGGACAGUGCUGAUCUGGCUGACUUUGUGGAGAAUGUAGAGUGGGAGGUUCAGGGAAUGCCUGCGAAGAAGAACAUUAUUCUCUAUGGCUGCUGCUCAGACCCUUAUCCAGAUAUCACCUACACACUUCACCUGAAGAGAAGAGCUUCUUUUUAUAUCUUCAAUCUGCUCAUUCCCUGCAUGAUGAUCUCUUUCUUGGCUCCGCUAGGCUUCUACCUUCCAGCUGACUCUGGAGAGAAAGUAUCUUUAGGGGUCACAGUGUUACUAGCCCUUACUGUCUUCCAGCUCCUGGUUGCGGAAAGCAUGCCUCCUUCAGAGAAUGUACCACUAAUUGGGAAAUAUUACAUCGCCACAAUGACCAUGAUUACAGCUUCUACAGCCCUGACCAUCUUCAUUAUGAACAUACACCACUGUGGACCAGAGGCUCAGCCUGUUCCUGCAUGGGCACGUCGCUUUAUCCUGCACUACUUGGCUCGAAUUUGCUUUGUCUAUGACAUGGGAGAGAGCUGCCUGUCUGUGUACACAGACAAACCUGCGCAAAAGGGAAGCAACUGCACUUUAAAUGGACAGGCUGUGGGCGAGGACUUUGCUUUGAAGGUACGAGGCUUUUCAGCCAGUGAAGGGUGUUCACAGAAGAUAAAAGAUCCAUUAAAUGAAGAUGCCAGUCCAACCUUAUCUCCCCGACAAGGUAAAGAGUGCUAUACUGGCUGGAUUGAUGGUACCUGUGUAAGCAUUGACCAUGGAGAGGUUGAAGGAGCUACAGCAGAGAGAGUGACUGAAAGCAGAGCAACUGGGAGAGAAUCAGUCAAGAAGAUACAUGUUGAAAGUCAGUGUUUAUACCAUCAGCAAAACAUCCUGAGUAAUAUAGAGUACAUUGCUAACUUUUAUCAUGAACAGAAGGCUACGCAGAGACGAAAUGGGGAGUGGAGGAAAGUUGCCAAAGUCAUGGAUCGUUUUUUUAUGUGGAUAUUCUUCAUUAUGGUCUUCUUUAUGAGUUUGCUCAUUAUAGGGAAAGCUGUCUGAAGGUAUGAUAUAAGCACCAGGGGCCUUGUGCAUAAAUGUGUGUGUAGAUUUUAAAGGCAUUGACACUGAUGUUGAUGACACAGGCCAGACAUACAGUGUCUCAUUUGCUGUUUUAUUGUAUUGUUCAUGAAUUCAUAUUAAUUCUAAAUUAGGGAUAAGUAAUCGGACAGUAAUUAACACAUGACUGCUAUUCUCAAACCAAGCUGAAUUCAUUAAAUAGGAAUUUAUUUAGGCCCAGACCAGACACGUAAAAAUUUUUAUUAUUUUGAUAGAAGUGAGAUAUAUUGUAAGGUCAAUCCAAUUUUAAUUUUUAGGGUUUUUUUUGUUAUUUUUUAUAGAAAAUCUAGACUAACUCAAAGUUUGUGUCGGGAUUUAUUUGCAUUUGAAAUUUUUUUUUUUUUAUUUAUUAUUAAGACCCCUGGGUAGAUUAUUCAGGUCAUAGGUUUUAAAAAAACACUUUCCUUGUACUUAUGUGUCUGUUUGUUUGUGUUUAGCAUUAAUUUUAGGUUAAUGACUUUUCAAAGUAUCAGUAGCCUCUAACUAAUGUGUCUUGACUGUAGAGAAAAUAGACCUCUGUAGCCAAAACCAAGCAAAUAGCCAACCAGGAUUUUUGUGACAUGGGUGAACUCAGAUUUUGUUGAAUGUCCUUACUAAUAUUUGUAUUGCUCCCAAUAAAUUAAA
This is a messenger RNA of Puntigrus tetrazona (Sumatra barb), 2319 nucleotides long. RefSeq names its product neuronal acetylcholine receptor subunit alpha-10. Gene Ontology annotation, biological process: signal transduction; monoatomic ion transmembrane transport; regulation of membrane potential. Gene Ontology annotation, cellular component: synapse; neuron projection; postsynaptic membrane. The transcript has 6 exons. Lineage: Eukaryota; Metazoa; Chordata; Actinopteri; Cypriniformes; Cyprinidae. The record is from RefSeq and is a predicted model, not a curated record. Gene Ontology annotation, molecular function: transmembrane signaling receptor activity; acetylcholine-gated monoatomic cation-selective channel activity. The coding region runs from base 1 to 1638 and encodes 545 amino acids.